AUGAAGUUCCAUUUGGCUAUCAGUGCUUUGCUCGUGUUGGCAGUCUCUCCUGCCACCGCCCAAGCAAACAGAGCCCGCCGUCUUGAACAAGGCAAGGGUUUCUCUUCAAGUUCGAGUGGCAAAGGAGGUGGCAAAGGAAGUGGCAAGGGAUCUUCUUCUGGUAAGGGAUCCUCUUCUGGUAAGGGAUCCUCUUCUUCUGGUAAGGGAUCCUCUUCUUCUGGAAAGGGAUCCUCUUCUUCCGGCAAGGGCGGUGGCAAAGGUGCAAAAAGUCCCGUAACCACCCCAUCCGCUCCCACCCCACCCGCAAGCAUGCCAACCGCGCAAUCGGCUCCCACCCCAACCGCAAGCAUGCCAACCGCACCAUCGGCACCCACGGGUCCCGACCGUUGCGAGAAUGUCUCUUGUACCAACCCACUCGAAGGCUGUGAUCCAUUCGAUGGAGUGUGUAAGAAUCUCGAUGAACUUGUGCCGUGUGUGGCUGUCAUUGAUGAGGCGGAUCGUAAUUCGGCUGCCGACUUCAUUACCAAAUGGGAUGCAUUCCGUGCACGCUUUCCAAGCAGACCAUUUUGCUUGUUGCAACCCGUCCCACCGGGAAAUAGUGCCACACUCUUUCUACCACCUGCCUUUAUUACAGGUGAUCCAUUGGUCCGAUACAGUGAGGUCACUAGGGACGGAGAAAACCCCGCGGCAACCAUCUCUGAUUGGUACACCAUUUGUGACAUUAACAAUCUCAAGUCUUCGAGUAUUGAGUUUGUUGGUCUCUUUGUGGACAACUCGGGAAGUAUGACAACCGCAACAGUCAGAGGAGCAUAUGACAAGUUCUUGGCUGACUUGACAGCGAAUGGACUCACCUUCAAAACCGUAGAGAAUACGAGGGAAGAUUGGAUCUUGCCUUUUGAAGUGUCUCUUGUCUAG
Messenger RNA from Cylindrotheca closterium, 915 nucleotides. Lineage: Eukaryota; Bacillariophyta; Bacillariophyceae; Bacillariales; Bacillariaceae. The record is from the annotation of a GenBank genome assembly.